AUGACGUCUACAAUACGUGGAUCAUGGCAAACAAUUGGAAAACUGAACGUUUCUCUUCUGGGAACCAAAUUCUUCAGGCGGUCUAACCUAAAUGGGUUAACUAGUACAACUCAACCAGCUAACACAUCAUUAGAGGAAUAUUUGCAAGAAUUUUCGAGCACUGGGAGAGAUGUGCUCUCUAAGUUUGGCUUCGUUGUGGUGACUCAUCUUUCGGAUAUGUUUAAUUUUACAUUAAAAUUUGGUAAAGUUCCGCCAAGAAAAGCCGGGGAUAAGCUCAAUACAAUUAUAAGGGCGUUGGAUAAUAAUGAUAUGGACCUUUCUGGCAGUCCAACAGUAAUGAACGUCCAGAGAACUUACCUAGUACAAUUCAUUCAUCAAUCUUGGCCUUUUAGGACCUGUUUUAUCUUCUGAAGUCCGCAACCACAGACUAUAAAGGUAAUUGAUAUAUUUCGACCUUUGGUUACGAAGGUUUGGUACAUAAUGGCUGGAUUCUUCAUAAUUU
This is a messenger RNA of Nasonia vitripennis (jewel wasp), 502 nucleotides long. RefSeq lists its product as uncharacterized. Bases 1 to 411 code for a protein of 136 amino acids. The record is from RefSeq and is a predicted model, not a curated record. NCBI's taxonomy places the organism in Eukaryota, Metazoa, Arthropoda, Insecta, Hymenoptera, Pteromalidae. The transcript is spliced from 5 exons.